UUAAUAUACAGACAAGUCCGGGCAGACACACUCCGCGAUCCGCCACCGGACAGCCACGGACUAUUUACUCCGCUGUCAGGCCACCCAUGUCCCGGAGUAAGUGACAAAAACCGGGACCAGGCAGCAGCCAAACCGGAGGACCGGCGCCGACACAAAGCUAUCUGGCUGGACCUGACCAUGAGCCUCGCGGAUCAGCUGACAACAGCCGCAGCCAGGGGCGACACGGAGGAUGUGGAGGCUCUUCUGCGGAGAGGAGCUCCGGUGGACGGAGAAAACUGCUUCGGGCGAACCGCUCUGCAGGUGAUGAUGAUGGGCAGCAGCGCGGUGGCCCGGCUGCUGCUGGACCACGGGGCGGACCCCGGCGUGAGGGACCGCAGCACCGGCUCCACCCCGCUGCACGACGCGGCCCGGGAGGGCUUCGUGGAGACGGUGCGGCUGCUGGUGCAGGCCGGGGCCGAGCACCGCGCCAGGGACAAUAAACACUGCACUCCCGCUGAUUUAGCCAGGGAGGAAGGCCAUGCAGAUGUCGUUGCCUUCCUGGACACUCUGGAAAACUGAGACGCUGUAAUGUUUUUAUUUAAUCCACCCGGUUCUGAUCGACCCCUGACCAGGCCUGGUAUAAUUUAUGCUUUUACUGCUGAGCUGUAUUUCUCCUAUUUAUUUUCUUGCUGAAUUUGUGUCAUUAUUUAUAUUCAACCGAUCGGCGCUGUUGACAUGGUCGCUGAUAAGAGUAUAUUGUUAUAAAUGCAUAUUUCUUCCUGCAGAUUCAGCUGUAGUUUUAAAAAUGCUGUAUUUUUGGUUUUGUGCAUUGUAUGUUUUUGUCCUUAGAAUAAAUAUUAAUAUUUCUGUAUUUUUUUAAACUUCUGUAAUGUCAGGUAUUUAACAAAAAAAAAAAAAGUCCUGAUACCGGGUUAUAUAAAAUAUAUUUU
This is a messenger RNA of Cololabis saira (Pacific saury), 929 nucleotides long. It is a transcript of the gene cdkn2, whose product is annotated as cyclin-dependent kinase inhibitor 2A/B (p15, inhibits CDK4). Gene Ontology annotation, cellular component: nucleus. Lineage: Eukaryota; Metazoa; Chordata; Actinopteri; Beloniformes; Belonidae. The transcript has 3 exons. Gene Ontology annotation, molecular function: cyclin-dependent protein serine/threonine kinase inhibitor activity; protein kinase binding. Gene Ontology annotation, biological process: negative regulation of cell population proliferation; regulation of cyclin-dependent protein serine/threonine kinase activity. Bases 178 to 558 code for a protein of 126 amino acids. The record is from RefSeq and is a predicted model, not a curated record.